This is a messenger RNA of Rhinopithecus roxellana (golden snub-nosed monkey), 1470 nucleotides long. Its product is annotated as MHC class I polypeptide-related sequence B-like. Gene Ontology annotation, molecular function: peptide antigen binding; signaling receptor binding. Gene Ontology annotation, cellular component: external side of plasma membrane. Gene Ontology annotation, biological process: positive regulation of T cell mediated cytotoxicity; immune response; antigen processing and presentation of endogenous peptide antigen via MHC class Ib. Lineage: Eukaryota; Metazoa; Chordata; Mammalia; Primates; Cercopithecidae. The transcript is spliced from 6 exons. The record is from RefSeq and is a predicted model, not a curated record. Bases 134 to 1375 code for a protein of 413 amino acids.
AAGUUCCGGGUCCCAGUUUCAUUGGUGAGCGGUCGAGGCUGGGCGUGGUGAUUAAGUUUCCGCGGCGCCUUCCCCGGGACUUAGCUCAGUUUGCCACUGCUUGAGCCGCUGAGAGGGUGGGGACGUCGGGGCCAUGGGACUGGGCCGGGUCUUGCUGUUUCUGGCCUGCAUAUUCUCUUUUGCACGUCCGGGAGCCGCUGCUGAGCUCCACAGUCUUCGUUACAAUGUCACGGUGCUGUCCCGGGAUGGAUCUGUGCAGUCAGGGUUUCUCGCCGAGGGACAUCUGGAUGGUCAGCCCUUCCUGCUCUAUGACAGGCAGAAAUGCAGGGCAAGGCCCCAGGGACAGUGGGCAGAAGAUGUCCUGGGAGCUAAGACCUGGGACACAGAGACUGGGGACUUGACAGAGAACGGGAAGGACCUCAGGAUGACCCUGGCUCAUGUCAAGGGCCAGAAAGGAGGCUUGCAUUCCCUCCAGGAGAUUAAGGUCUGUGAGAUCCAUGAAGACAACAGCACCAGGGGCUUGCGGCAUUUCUACUACGAUGGCGAGCUCUUCCUCUCCCAAAACCUGGAGACUCAGAAAUGGACAGCGGCCCAGUCCUCCAGAGCUCAGACCCUGGCUCUGAACAUCAGGAAUUUCUGGAAGGAAGAUACCAUGAAGACCAAGACACACUAUCGCGCUGUGCAGGCAGACUGCCUGAAGAAACUACAGCGAUAUCUAGAAUUCGGGGUGGCCGUCAGGAGAACAGUGCCCCCCAUGGUGAAUGUCACCCACGGCGAGGCCUCAGAGGGCAACAUCACCGUGACAUGCAGGGCUUCCGGCUUCUAUCCCCGGAAUAUCACACUGACCUGGCGUCAGGAUGGGGUGUCUUUGAGCCACGACGCCCAGCAGUGGGGGGAUGUCCUGCCUGAUUGGAAUGGAACCUACCAGACCUGGGUGGCCACCAGAAUUCGCCAAGGAGAGGAGCAGAGGUUCGCCUGCUACAUGGAACACAGCGGGAAUCACAGCACUCACCCUCUGCCCUCUGGGAAAGUGCUGGUGUUUCAGAGUCAAUGGCUAGACAUUCCAUAUGUUCCUGCUGUUGCUGCUGCUGCUGUUGCUGCUACUGCUGCUAUUUUUGUUAUUAUUCUCUAUGUCCUUUGUUGUAAGAAGAAAACAUCAGCUGCAGAGGGUCCAGAGCUCGUGAGUCUGCAGACCCUGGAUCAACACCCGGUUGGGACGGGAGACCACAGGGAUGCCACACAGCUGGGAUUUCAGCCUCUGAUGUCAGCUCCUGGGUCCACUGGCUCCGAUGAGGGUUGUCUAGACUCUACAGACAGGCGGCCGGGAUUCAACUCCCUGCCUGGAUCUCACCAGCACUUUCCCUCUGUUUCCUGACCUAUGAAACAGAGAAAAUAUCAGCACUUAUUUAUUGUUGUUGGAUGCUGCAAAGUGUUAGUAAAUAUGAGGUGUUUGCAGCUGUACCAUAUUAA